AUUGAGAGAGAAGAAGGCAUUGAAUGGAGGGAGGGGGGGAUUGUUGCAUUUUGCGAGUAAUUUAGAUAGAGUUUAGAAUAGAAAAUGUUGUUGGUUGCCACUGGCCACAAAACCACACACAGUCACGCUGCUUUCUGCUUUUGUUCUGGUGUCCCCGCGGUGGUGAGUGAGUGAGUGAGUGAGCGAGUUCUCAAGUGGACCUCAACCACUCUACUCUACAACUUAACUCUUUCUUCUAUUGCCCAGUCAAACAAAUAAAUUGUAAACAACAAAUCAAAUCAAGUCAUGAAUCAUGAUCCCAAUCCCAACCAAAAUGCAACUGAAUGAAUAAUGGAUUCUCAAAUCCAUAAAUGAUUUAGGGCUUUCAAUUCAUCUUCUUCAGCUGCCAUGUUUUGGGGGAGCAGAACAAGAUUCCACAGUGCUGCUGCCCUUGCCUUUUCCCAAGCAACGGUUCAAUUCAAAGUUGCUGCUUUAGAAUAUUGUUCUUUCUUUAUACCAUACCCGUUGUUCUCAAUAUAACCCAAAACGUACCAACAACUCACAACUUUAUUAUUAUUAUUCUCCAUGAGGCUUCAUCUUCUUCUGCUUCUUCUUCUUCUUCUUCUAUGCUUUUCUGCUCCUCAUGUCAGGGCUCAGUCUAGCCAAGCCCGGUCCCUUGACGCAAUUCUCCAAGAAUACGCCUUCAAGGCUUUGGUCAAACCCAAAACAGGUACCAUUUACAAUGCAACAACAACUCAGCUUCCUUCCAAUUUGACUGGGGUUAAGAUUGCGGCAUUGAGAUUAAGGAGUGGCAGCAUGAGGAGAAGGGGGUUUCCCAGUUACAACGAGUUUGAGAUUCCCAAAGGGGUUAUCGCCAAACCAUAUGUGAAGAGGCUGGUUUUGGUGUACCAAAAUUUGGGGAAUUGGUCCAACAGCUACUACCCUUUGUUGCCCAAUUACACUUACUUGGCUCCAGUCCUGGGAAUCUUGGCUUACAAUGCCUCCAAUUUGUCAGCUACUAAUUUACCAACGCUCGAUGUCAAUGCCUCUGGUGACCCUAUCAAGGUCAAGUUCCACCAUGUCAAACUUCCUCCUCUUGGUGCUGUUGCAAAAUGUGUUUGCUUUGAUUUGCAGGGUUCAUCCAAUUUCACCAAUGUAACAGGAGGCAACACUUGCUCCAGCUCCUCGCAGGGCCAUUUUUCUAUCGUCGUCGAGUCUUCUGCUCUUCCACCACCACCACCAGCAGUGGCUCCAAAUGAGAACAAGACUAGUAGCAACAAGGCUGGGGUUAUUGUGGGGUCUGUCUUGGCUGGACUUGUAUUCUUAGUUUUGCUGAGUUUCCUUGUUUUGUGGCUGCUUAAGUACAAACAAAACAAGAAAAUACAACAGAUGGAAAGGGCUGCAGAUGCCGGAGAAGCGCUUCAUAUGGCCUCUGUUGGGGAUAUUAAAGCACCUGCUGCCACGGUUACUCGAACGCAGCCUACCCUUGAACAUGAAUAUGCGCCCUGACACACACACUCAUAUGUGCAAGCUCCGUCCAUUGCUUUAUUCAUAACUUCUUCCAAACACCUCUUUUUGGUGGUUGUUUGCUUAGGCUCUUCUCUUCCCCUUGGUUACUUUAUACUUUUGGUGGUAAAUGAUAAUAUAGUAUAGUAUAGAUUUUUUGUGUAAAGUAAAUCUGUUUGUUAUUAUCUCCUUUGUGAUUCAUUGUGGUGCGAAUUUAUGUAAAUACGUGAUGAAUUCAGUUGUUGUUCCAUUGACAAGGAAUAAAAAUGUAUCUCCUACUUUUGGGAUUGCUUUUA
This is a messenger RNA of Glycine soja, 1781 nucleotides long. RefSeq names its product cell adhesion molecule-related/down-regulated by oncogenes-like. NCBI's taxonomy places the organism in Eukaryota, Viridiplantae, Streptophyta, Magnoliopsida, Fabales, Fabaceae. Gene Ontology annotation, cellular component: membrane. The record is from RefSeq and is a predicted model, not a curated record. The coding region runs from base 565 to 1488 and encodes 307 amino acids. The transcript has a single exon.